Plutella xylostella (diamondback moth) is the source of this 1907-nucleotide messenger RNA. Its product is annotated as alpha-tocopherol transfer protein-like. Lineage: Eukaryota; Metazoa; Arthropoda; Insecta; Lepidoptera; Plutellidae. The record is from RefSeq and is a predicted model, not a curated record. Gene Ontology annotation, cellular component: membrane. Gene Ontology annotation, molecular function: phosphatidylinositol bisphosphate binding.
UGCGGCAGUCUGCGCGCGCAGGUUCAAUGCUCGAAACGUUUUCCGCUGGCGCGCUUUCCAAAAUACCGUUCCAAUUUUGAAUAAGUUUUUUUUUUAAGUUUUGGUUUUCGAUUGUUGUUUUGAUACAUUUUUGUUUUCCGAGAUACAGAAACUUUGGACCUUGGAAGUGCUUUGCCUACCUUCUUAAUUUUUCAUCAAAAUGCCGGAUCAAGAAGAGAUGUGGCAGGCGGAGGGCAGCAAGGAGCUGGCCGCCAUCAAGGACUGGCUGAGCAGGCAGCCGCAUCUGCCCCAUGAUGUCGAGGAGGUCCUUCUCCGAAGGUUCGUGGUGAGCUGCGGGUUCAACCUGGAGAGGGCCAAGAAGACCAUCGACCUGUUCUUCACGAUACGGUCCAACGCGCCGGAGCUGUUCCUCAAGAGAGACCCUUGCGCCCCCGAGAUACGGCGGGUUUUCGAAAUCACCGACAUGAUCCCGCUCCCCAACAAGACAAAAGAGAACUACAAGGUCUUCAUAUACCGGUUGAACAACCCUGACCUUGACCUCUUCAACUUCGUGGACAGCGUGAAGACAUUCUUCAUGCUGGCGGACACCCGGCUGACUGAGGACGAGGAUAUCCCGGCGGGCGAGGUGCCGAUAUUUGAUGCGGCCAAUGUGUCCUUGAAGUUCAUCGGGAAAUUGAACUUGUCGGUGCUUAGGAAAUACAUGCUGUAUACGCAGGAGGCCAUCCCGAUCCGGCUGAAGCAAGUGCACGUGAUCAACGCGCCCGCCUACAUCGGCAAGAUCUUCGCCAUCUGCAAGCCCUUCCUCAAGACAGAGGUCUCCAAGCUUAUAAAGUUCCACGUGCCCGACUCGGAGUCCCUGUACUCGGACGUCCCGCGCGCGCUGCUGCCGGCCGAGUACGGCGGCCAGGCCGGCCCCGUCGCCGCCAUCAAGAGCCACUGGGUCAAGCGCAUGGAGGCACGACGGUCGUGGUUCCUUGAGAACGACCAGCGCUGGAAGGUAACUGAAAAGCUGCGUUCAUCCGCGCACAGCGACGCGCGCGCUGAAAAACUGAAGGACGUGCCCGGAUCCUUCCGCGCUCUGGCUCUAGACUGAUGUGUUGUACACUCAUAAACCCUUGUUACAACUGCCAAGUAGAGUAGCCGAGACAGUUGUUGUUGUUGUUGUUGUUGACGAGUUCAUUGGUCGAGGGUCGACCGAGGAUACUGUCUGGCCACUCUACACGGUAGGUGUAACAAGGGUAAUAGAACGAACUGUAGUUAACAAGAGGCUUGUAAGCGUCAUCGUGAUACUUGAACAGUUGAAGUUCAAAGUUAAGACGGAAAGUUAAAAUUCCGGUAUCAUGAUUCGAUGACACUUGCAAGCCUUCAAAAGCUGACAGACUAUUCUAUGAAUUGGAGUUGGAGGUUAGUGUGUAAGAGUAGAAUACAGUGGAAGAUUGAUAGUAAAAAAAAACCCACGAGCGUUACCUAUGUAUAUAUUUUAUAUAACCCUUUGUGGAUUAUAAUAUCUAUAACACCUUGUGUAAACAGAAGGAUAUAUUAUGUGCUGUUUACUACCAAUAUUUAUAAAAAAGGCUGCUGAUGACAGGGUAUUGCGAUGCAUAGGCGGAGGCCUAUGUCCGGUACUGGAAUUUUACAGGCUGAUAAAGAUGAUGAUGUUUAAAAAUACGUUUGGGUAAUGACAGGGGUCGUAGCGGUUCGUAGCACAAAUAGUUUGUCGUACAAAAGAAUUCAACGACGUAAGUUCUAGCUAGGUGGUAACUGUUUUGUUUAAUGCGAUAUACGACAUGUAUUUUUGAAAAUGUUAGCAUUGUUUCAAAAAAUUUACCUAUAUAUUUUUUAAUUUCAAACUCUAAAUAUUUAUUUUUGAUAAGAUUUAAUGAUAAGAAUGUUUUGUGAUUUUUUCC